Molecule: messenger RNA, 894 nt
Organism: Sphenostylis stenocarpa
Lineage: Eukaryota; Viridiplantae; Streptophyta; Magnoliopsida; Fabales; Fabaceae
Source: the annotation of a GenBank genome assembly
AUGGCCUUCGUAGCGUUCAUCUACUCCUCCAGGUGUACGGAGGAGGAUAUGGACAAGUACGGAAUGCACCUUUUGGCACUGUCGCAUGUGUACUUGGUGACGCAGCUGAAGCAGCGGUGUAUCAAGGGACUGAGCGAGCGCGUGAACACGGAGAACGUAGUGGACGUGUUGCAACUGGCGCGGCUCUGCGACGCACCGGAUCUUUAUCUCAAGUGCGUUAAACACCUCACGAACCAUUUUAAAGUUGUGAAGGAAACCGAGGGAUGGAGAUUCCUGCAGAACCACGACCCCUGCCUCGAACUCGACAUUCUCCGCUUAAUGGAAGAACACGAAAAGGUAAUAAUAGCUAUCGCUAUCACUGAUCAGUGUGAUGUGAGAUCUGGAAUAAGAAUUGUUGUUGUGAUUAAAUUGGUUGUGUUCUGCGGACAGAGGAAGAGGAAGACUAGGAAGCGGAGGGAGGAGGGGAGGUUGUACGCGGAGCUGAGCGAGGCGAUGGAGUGUUUGGAGCACAUAUGCACGGAGGGGUGCACGGACGUGGGGCCGUACGAUGUGGAGGUUGGGCGAGGGAAAGGACCGUGCUCGAAGUUCGGCACGUGUCAGGGUGUGCAGGUUUUGAUCCGACACUUCGCCACCUGCGAGAGGGUGAAGGGAGGGUGUUUGCGGUGUAAACGCAUGUGGCAGCUCUUCAGACUCCACUCCUCCAUUUGUCUGCGACAUGAUUCUUGCAAGGUUCCUCUCUGCAGGCAAAUUAGAUUAAGAAUGGAGCAAGAGAACAAGAAAGGUGACGCAAGGUGGCAACUACUAGUGAGGAAAGUGGCCUCGGCCAAAGCAAUGUCUUCCUUGGCAUUGCCAAAGAGGAAGCGGGUUGUGGAAAUUAGUGCAGAGGGACCAUAA